AUGACUUCCCUCAUAUUUGGCGCGGUCUAUCUCGCCCAUCAAGGUGUGGUACAUGCUCGACAUGAGAAGAAGCGCAUAAAGAACUACGAACGAUGGGAGGGCCUUCGUGAUGAGUACGACGAACAGCGGAAGAUCUCGCGCGAAAGCCGGUCGCUCGACAUUCAAAGGACCGGACAGACUUGGGAUGAUAAUGAUCGCCCAAUCUUGACGCUUCGUGAUCAGCAGGAAGCUGGCGACGCAAAAACGUCGUGGCGGCCACAAGAGUCAUGGAAUGGGCAGCCGGACUAUCAGAAUGCAGCUCCUACGGGCCGGCAAUCUAUGGACGUAGGCGCUCUGGACUACGAUCACAGAUCAGCUAUUACCGGGUCGCAAAAGCGCACUUCAUCACAACCAGGCAUAAACAGAUCAUCAAGCCUGGCGAAUGGUUAUAACGCGGAUAAUAAUUCAACUGGCCAAUUAGGACUAAAGCCGCAACCUACAGGGUAUCAUGGUAUUGGACCUAUGCGAGCAACACCUACAGGUGCGAACUGGGAUGACGGUCUUCCUCGCCCAUUGAAUCUCCAGCGGCGAACAUACGACGAGCCUUCCUCAUUUUCAGGCCCAGCUGCUGCCUUGGGACGCAGCACUUCCUUACGUGCUAGUACUUACAGCGCUCCGCACAGUGCUAACAACAGUCGGAGUAAUCUGGGAUCAGCUAACAGCUCAGCACACAACCUGAUGCUCUCCAACUCCACCACUCAUACAAGCCCUCCAUUACCAAACGCUACUAUGGGGAAAGACGCCACCGCAAACUUGAACAAUCCUUUCGAAAGCGGCAACCGCUUCGAUCAACCACAAGCACCACCAUCGAACUCCUUUUCGACACAAAGAGCCGGGUCUGGUAGCAACAACCCAUUUGAACACAACGGAUCUGAAAGCUACCCGACACCACCUAUGCAUCAACAGUCAUUUUCACAACCCACCCCACCCAUGCAUCAGCAGUCGUUCACGCAGCCCACACCACCUAUGCACCAGCAGUCGUUCACGCAACUGCAGCCGCAAAUGACGAGCAACAAUCCGUUUGACUCGAACAACCGCUGGGACAAUCCAGCAUCGAAUGGUGCCACGCCAACAUUUGCUCAGGGCGGUCGCAUGACUACGGUGACCGAAGGUCGAACACCUGCUCAAGAGAAAGACAUGAGCGAAUGGUGGAAAUGA
Cyphellophora attinorum is the source of this 1197-nucleotide messenger RNA. RefSeq lists its product as uncharacterized. The transcript is spliced from 3 exons. NCBI's taxonomy places the organism in Eukaryota, Fungi, Ascomycota, Eurotiomycetes, Chaetothyriales, Cyphellophoraceae. The record is from RefSeq and is a predicted model, not a curated record. Bases 1 to 1197 code for a protein of 398 amino acids.